Cladocopium goreaui is the source of this 8586-nucleotide messenger RNA. Lineage: Eukaryota; Dinophyceae; Suessiales; Symbiodiniaceae. The record is from the annotation of a GenBank genome assembly.
AUGCCUUCGCUACAUGUUCCCGUUGUAGCAGUUCCCAAAGGUGAUCCUAUUCAGAUGAAACCGAAUCGACAAGAAGAUCCACAAAUGCUUGACCCGUCGGAUGGCUCUGAUGGCGACCGUCCACCAGACCGGCAACGAGAUCCUCGUAGACCACCAUUGCGGUUUUUCCCGGCCUGGGUCACCCAAUUAUGGGAUCUACUACAAGCCGAAGGAGCAAUUGAGAUGGCAGAAGAAGGUCCAGUUUUGUAUUUGCAGUCCUUCUACAUUAGUCACCAGCAUCAUCCUCACCAACACAUCUCUCGGCCCUUGCGUAUUGACCGAGAUUAUGUUGAAUGGGAGAGAGAUUUUCGUUUUGUCUGGGAAGAUUUUGUAGAUGAGAAUGCACCCAUGGACAUUCAUCUGGUACGGCCUGAGUUGCCUCUUCCUGUGACAAGAGGCGUUGCAGCAACCGUGCUGCUCACACAACAUCCUGUUCCACGUCAGAUUGCUUGCGUGGUUUCUGCGAUGUAUGAUGAUAUUCCUACAACCAGAAGAGUUGAAUCUGCACACUCUCUUGGACAUCUUACAUCUGCGCGGGAUUUUCUCUGGCAUGCAGGGGCUCUCCAGGCCUGUGAAGAAGUCCAGCAACAAGGCUAUGGGCUCUGCACUAUCAAAGCUGGUCACUUUGAGUUUGAUCAGACCAGACCGAUGCGUCUGGUUGAUGGCCUUGGCAUUGUUGUUCGCAUUCCUCCCAGGCUCACGGACCAGGAAUGGGAAGACAUCUUCUUCUCGAGAUUUCGUACAGAUCCUGUGCCGCAGAUGCAUUUUCCAGAAGAUGACGAUGCAGUCCAUUUCAUGGCACGCUCCAGUGCCCAAAUGUUCGCAACGUAUCAAACGGCCAGUUCAUCCUCUACCAGCAGAAGUAGGUCUGCCGCUCCUUCAGACCAGCCCAAUGUGGAUGAGGGGGAGAACUGGCGUUUAGCGAUGGUCUAUACUGUAGAUGGCCAAGCAGUACAGGUUGAUGUGCCCUGGGCAGAUGCGCCUCUUCGAGCUCAAAAGAUUGCACAGGCCUUCUCAAUCACAACAGAGCAAGUCACCCAGGUUUAUCAUGUAGAGGCCACUCCACAAGAUCUGGCACAGGAAGAAUUUGAAUGUUUUCUUCUUCAACAAGAACAGGACGUACCCAGCUCGACGCUGUUACGACUGAUCUUUGUUGACAUUGAAUAUCGUCCAGACCACCGUGGUGAUGCACUGCGAAUUGUACGCAGAGGCUUUUGGCUUCCACAUAGGAGCAAUGCCAUUUCAAUCAUCAGACUUUUGGGGUACGAAGGACACUGCUCCCCACGCUACAGGAGAUGCGCUCUUUGGCACAACCACCAUGUGAUUGAUAUUGAAGCCAAUCAUCUCUUGCAGCUUUCGCAUGGGGACUAUGUCAGAUUUCAUCUACCAUGGAGCCCGGACGAUGACAUGGACUAUCUUUUUGGUCAAGAAUGUCAACCUGCAUCCGAUGAACAUGCCGCCUUAUUCCAAGUACAGGCGAGCAUUAUUAUCACUGAUGGAGGUCAUUUUUCUGGAGCUUCAGCGCCGCACUGCCCCAUUCAGAUGAGAUCCAUCCGUGAGAGACGGCCACCUCGCGACCUUUUGCCCCAUGCUCUUCAAGAGCAAUUGCGAGCCCUCUGGGAUCGGCCACAUCUUCGGCAGCGUUUUCCUGAUCGCUCUGAAGUGAUGCUAUUUGACACAUGGUUUCUCAGCAAUAGAGGAUUCCAUCGAUGCGAAGUUCCCAGGCUGGCCGCUCUACCUCCAGAUGUAAGCACGUGGAUCAGCCACCUCCGGCAUGUAUGGUCUGACAGAGCUGACGCCAUGCACAUUGCAACCAUUGUUCCGGUACAGCCAGGGACUUCAGAUCAGCAACAUGGAGGGCAUCUGAUCCUCUUGCAAGAUAUCUUACCUACACAAGCAGGCUGUCUUUUCAGCCGACAAGGUCCUGGCAAUCCUCAGGGACUACCAGUACGCUUUGCAGCCAUCUUUGAACAACCUAUGACAAUUGAGUCGUUUCUCACUCAGACUGAAAUGACGUAUCUAUGUGGACAGCCUCAGGUUAUUUGCAGAUUGGCUUGGGCGGGAUUUUAUCUACAGCCUGGCUUCUCGGUGCAUAUCCUCUCGGGCACACAUCUGCAAUUGUCAGUUGACACUAUGAACAUUGGAUCUUCUCGCCAAAACAAUGAGGACAUCGUUAUGAUGCUCCAACAGCCCCAGGUGCGCCCAACAGGUGAGCAGGUGGCUCAUACUCACCGGCCAUGGGAUCGACAAACACGACCACUUCAAUGUAAACUACCUGAAGGUGGAGUAGCAUCAGACAGGAUCUAUACCUCUGACCAGCAGCCAGAUCAACAGCCUCCAGAACAUCCGGAGGGUUUCAUCGAGAUCCGACUUGGGGAUGUCAACCAAUGCCUCACCGAGUUACGAGGGAUUUGGGAACAUCAGACCAUUGAAGCAGAAGGUCAUCUACAAGUCAUGGCCUGGUAUGCGGACACAGAGCGCUGGCCACGCUGCCCAGACGCGCGUGUGGUUCAACUCCCCAGUGAUUUGUCUCAAUGGAUGACUCGACUCAUUGAAGCUUGGGAUGACAGAGCAGAUCCAGAUGAAGUCUUCCAUCUUCAUAUGAUCCAGCCUCAUCCACAGACAACUUUUUGGGAAGAGCAUCCAGCUCCACAUGUGCUGCUGUUUCAACGACCAAGGCCAAACAGACGAAGCCUUCAUCUUACGGCUUCAGACACAACAAGAGCCACCUCUCCAUCCUUCCAAUUUGUCGACACCCUCGAGCAUCCUGUUACACAGAGCAGCAUCAUACGGGCGGCGGGAUGGGAGGAUCAGCUCGGACUUUUGCAGCAGAUCCAGCAUGAGAUCUGGUGGGGCAAUGACAUCAUCACACAGGAGGACAUUGCACAUCUUCGUACUGGCAACGCGCUCACUGUCAUUGCGAGGCCCCUUGAUGAAGUCAUCUCCCAUUCUUCUACAGUUUCAGAAGACGCUCCGGCCAAUCAUGUAUCUUUGAUGCAGAUUCGAGCAGUGCGUCAACCAGUCCAGCUCACAUUGGCCACUCUAUUGCCCAUUGACGAGGAAGAGAUUGACCAUCAGGCGGCGGAAUCCACACAUGCAGCCAUCCGCCUCAUCAAAGGAGCAGAGAUUGGUCCUUUGCCCACCUACAUUGAGUGCCAGUCUCCAUGGUGCGAAAAUGAUGUUGUCACUGAGUUGUGCCAUUGGGGGCAUCAAUGUGAUGUUUAUCGAUUUGGUGCCCAUGAUGCAGCUCUCUGUUUUCCGAGAGGGUGGUGUGCAGAAACAGGCAUUAGACACUAUAUGUUUUGCCACACUGACACAACUGAUCCAGAAGGACCAUUCCUUCAUUCACAAGCGAAAGAGAUGACGGAAGUUGAGCUGAUGAGCCUCUUGUAUGACUAUGGAUAUUGGCGAGCAUCCAUUCAAUCAGUAGAAGCUCUCGCGCCGGGGCUUUCUCGUGUUCAGUUUCUGAAUGUGCAAGUGCUACAGGCACCACACACCAUCUGCAGCCGGUCUCAACCAGCCUGGCCAGACACCACACAGCUGACUGGAGCACGAGGGCCUUACUUCGUUCCACCGACUGAGGUAGCUGGUGAUGAUUGUGUCAUUGGAUUAGGCUUUGCGCUCCAUGAUUUCAUGAAGCUGUUCACAUCUGCCGAGAACAUCCUGUGCCGAGAUCCAGCAGGUCAUGACUUCCCAGAUGUGACCAGAGCAGCUCUUAAGAUGAGUACAUCCACAUGUCUGGAUGACUAUGACCGCAUUAUUGUGUACACAGAUGGCUCUUCCAAAGCGAAGGACAGGCACAGACCGCCACUCUGGAAUGACGAGCAAGGCUAUGGAGAUUCCUGGGCUUUCGUUGUAGUGGGUGAGACCUUGACGACCGACGAGCACAAGGUCGAAGUGCUGGGCUGGACCACACAGCCUGUGAUCUACGAUCAUCAAAGUGAGCAUUUCAUUGGGGCUGAUGGCAUAGGAUCGUACCUCGCCGAGAGGGAAGCCUUAGCUUGGGCUGCCAUGUGGCGGCUCGCCCAGAAUUCCAAAGUGGACACUUUAUUUCGUAGUGACUCACUCACUUCUGCCAGGCAAGCCCUCGGGCUUAUGGGAUGCUCGGAAAGGACUCUUUCCUUCAACACAUUUCGUGGCCUAUUCCAAGCUCUUGAAGCAGCCCUUCCACCUGGAGCUUUGGCAGUAGAGCACAUCCACAGCCACACAGGUGAACCAUUUAAUGAGAUGGCAGAUUGGCUUGCGCGCACUGAGCGAGAGAAGAGUUUUUAUCACCCACGACAAUGUCUGGCUCUCAGGCAAUGGCUUCCCAUCAUCCCGCACCUGUGGACCUUGUUUAGUCAGACAGAUGGGCUACCUUCUCUAUGUGCAAACGGGCUUCAUGCACCCAUUCCGCAGUUGCCACCUGUGUCGCUUCCUCAGAGAUGGACAAGGUGGGUCAGCUCCUCUACAAGCACAGGCAACUUUCACGUGAGUGCCGGCACUGCCAAUGUCACCUCACUUUACAAUGGACCAUGGGGUCAUGCUGGGAAGACGGAUUAUUUGCGGCAACAGUUCAUCUCCCACAACUUGAAUUUCCUGGGCCUGCAAGAAACACGCGCUCCAGAGACAUUUGGACAAGUUGAUGGGGUCUUACGGCUGGGUUCAGGUUCUGCAAAAGGCCACUUUGGCACGGAACUAUGGGCAAACCUCAAGAUCCCUUACGUAUGGAUUGGAAGGCGGGCACACUACUUGAAACCCACGGAUUUUCAAGUUCUUCAUUGUGAUCCCAGAAUGCUUGCAGUCCAGAUUGAAACACCCUACAUGAAGCUCAAGAUUCUUGUUGGACAUGCCCCACACUGCGGCCAUUCGAGCGCAGAGCGUGAGCAGUGGUGGCACACAUUUUCCAAUCAUGCACGACUCCGACAUGAUCAUGAACGUUUGCUCGUUUUGAUGGAUGCCAAUGCGGACCCAGGGCCACGUGAUGAUUGUGUGGUCUUUCAAGAUGGUUUUCUAUCGAACGAGAACACGCCUUUGCUGCAAGAUUUCUUGACAAAACAUGAUCUUUGCCUCCCUGCGACAAGUGAUUGCCAUAGGGGGCCGCACGACACUUGGGUGAGCCCGAAUGGAGCACAUCUUCAUUGCCUGGACCAUGUUGCCAUACAGCAAUGCCACAGACAUGAGUGCACAUAUAGCUGCGUGUUGCAAGAUCUGGACCUGGGCAAUGGUUGUUGGGACCAUAGUGCGACAGCGAUCCAAUUACAGUGGUAUGAGCAAUGUGACACCUCCUACAACGUUCCAGGGAUGAAGCCUUCACCAACAUAUGACAUCCAUGGACUGCGCAGUCAACAUGUUCAGCUAGCGAUUGCAGAGUCUCCAACGGCUCCAUGGAUACAGGACAUUGAAUCCCAUGUUGAUGAGUUCAAUCAUCACCUUCUCCAUGGAGUUGCAACGCAUUGUCCACAACCACAACGAGCCCCGAAGAAACCCAUCUUCACAGCAGCACUGUGGCAGUUGCGGGAAACCAAGUUAGCCACCAAGAAAGCGCUCAAGGACAUUUCCAGGCGCCAGAAACACGAAAUGCUACUGGUUUGCUUCUCUGCCCUUCGAUCUCGACCUGCUGUCACAGUCAAUGGUGGCUUCUUCUGGCAAUAUGAUACAUGGCUGCUGUGCAGCCGUGUCCGAGCAUACUGCAAAUUUCAUUGCAUUGCCAACCGAUUGCGCGGGAGACUUCGGCAAGCCAAAUAUGGGCAGCUCAAAGAUGUUUUGAGUGGCAUGACUGCUACCACACCAGCAGCGAAUAUUUUGCACGAGGUCAAAAAUCUUAUCGGUCCAACCAAUCUCAAGAAGGUCAAGGCCAAGACCCUGCCAUAUGUGAGGAACCAUCAUGGACAAGUAUGUCAGAGCCCAGCCGAAGCCCUCGACACUUGGAUAUCCUUUUUCCAGACUAUGGAGGGUGGAGAUCGACUUGAUGAGCAUCAACAGCGCACUGAAUGGCUUGACAACUUGAAGCGUUUUUCUGCCUCAGAGAUCAACCUGCCCGGAGAUUGUUGGGCGGAUUUUAUCUUCAGCUUUCUAUGGGCCCGUCUUCUACAUGAGUUGGAGGCGGAACUCAAGCCACUUGACAUUUUGGACUCCAUUCCUCAGCAUGGAGGUUUCAGAUGUGAUGGAAUUGCUGCAGAUCCAGAAGAUUUUGAGUUGCCUGGCCGCGAUGAUUAUCUCGGGCCAACUUGGAUGGACGACUCCUGCUUUUGCUUUGCAGCAGCUGACCCUUGGACGCUUGAGAGAAAGGCAGCCAAUUUGUGCGGCUUGCUCAUUCAACGCUGCCAAUCCUAUGCCAUGACGCCCAAUCUCCAGCCGGGGAAGACAGCUGCACUCUUGAUUUUUCAAGGUCAUGGUGCGGCAGCUGCGAGGAAGAAAUUCUUUGGCCCUCAAUCAGAUUCCAGUCUUCCGGUACUACUUGAAGGAGGAGUGCAACGAGUGCAGGUUGUCGCCUCCUAUGUGCAUUUGGGUAGCCUCCUGCACCAUCGGGGGGACAUGCGACAAGAAGCACGCCGCCGAUUCAGCAUCGCCCAGGGAGCCUUUCAACAUCACAGGAAAGUCCUUUACCAGAACAAACAGCUGACUCUUCAGCGGCGAGCCGAACUCUUUCGCACACUCAUCUUGAGUAAGUUUGUGUACGGAUGUGAUUCCUGGACGCUCAUGGAAAAGCACACCCGACACUACGUGCACACCUCCUUAAUGAAGCUUUAUCGACGUUUACUUCCUCAGGCAUAUAUCAAACUGUAUAGCGAUGAAGAAGUUUUGCAAUUGACUGGCCUGUCAGAUCCCUCUGACCUUUUUCGACAGCAACGGCUGCGACAUUUAGGUGCUCUCUACUCCUGUUCUGACUCAGUACCCUGGGGGCUUCUCAAUGCAGACACGGAAUGGACGCAGCUGGUGAGGAGCGACAUUGAGUGGAUGUGGUAUCAACUUCGCUCCUCAGCCAAGCUUCCGGAUCCGCAUCAUCACUUUGGUGCGUGGGUCAGUCUCAUGAAAGACCACCGGCGCUACUGGAAGAAAUUAGUACGUCGAGCUGGCGAUCAUGCAGCAGCACAACGAGACAACCUUUUGUCUGUGACUCAAUUCCACAGAGCCAUUUUGCAACAGCUUCAUCAAGCCCAAUGCCUUAUGCAAGGACCACCGUCAGAAGUGCGCGCAUUGACCGGGCCAGCUUAUGGCUGUAUGCAAUGUCGACGAAAGUUUGCAUCUCGAGGUGGGUGUGGGGCGCAUAUGUUCCGAGUUCAUGGACACAUCCACCCAGUCCGCCGACUAUUUGACACGACACAGUGUGGAUGUUGCCUUCGCGAAUUUCACAGCUAUGGCAGGUUGAAAGCUCAUCUCAUUCGAGCAGACUACUGCCGACGCAGCCUUCAGAGACGCAAUCACUAUGUUGCUCCCGUGGCGGGCAUUGGAUCCACUGAGAAUGACCACCAAGAGCGAAUCCUGGAUGGACUUCUUCCUCCUCUACCUGGCCAUGGACCUCAUUUGCCUCAAGGGCGACAUGGAGUGGCUCUGGACUAUAAUUUGGUCCUCUUUGAAGAGAUCUACAUGCGGAUGCUUGAUGCCACCUCAGUUGCAGAGGGUGAGGAUGCAUUGAGAGCAGUUGCCUCAGAAAUUCCCACUACUUGGGAAGACUUCCGCCAGACGCUGCGAGCUUUGGUGCGGGAGGCCACUUCCGAAGACACGGCCGUCCUGGGUAUCAGUGCUGAGGACUUCUUUGGCAUUCUGCGAAAAUUCAGCUUUGAAGGGCCGUGGCCUUUCCUUUGCGAAGAAACUGAAGUCGUGACUGAACACUGGCAUCGCGACCUGAAUGUCUUGGAGGAUUUCUGCAUUCAGGAGGCGCAGAAGGAGCAUUCACGUCAGGGACAUGCACGAGUUCCUCGAGGCUUUGGAGCAGUCCGCUACGUGGAACGCUCUGUCGCCGAGCAUGCCUUUGCACCGAGAGUUUUGCGGGUUCCGGAGACUCCGUGGGGACUUCCAUCACUCCGCUUGAAGGAACUGAGGCAGAUUCGUGUGGGCAAUGACCUCAUGGGAUUCAUCUUGGAGGCGGUCGUCAUGCUCUACUGCGUUGGUGGUGUGGCAGCGCUUGAGCACCCGGCAGCGCCGGCCUCUGAGGAAUCUGUUUCCAUUUGGCGGACACCGAUUUUGGCGUUGCUUUUGUCUCUGCCAGGCAUUGAACUUGUUUCUUUGGCACAGGGUCUUUGGGGCGCUAAAUCCCCCAAACCAACGUCUUUUUUGCUUGUCAAUGCGCCUGACAUGAGACAAAAGCUGCGCAAGUGGCAGAUUACCCGAGAGCUACCAAAGGGUAUCUCGAUCGGAAGGGACCAAGCUGGAGGCUGGCCCACCUCAGUUUUGAAGGAGUACCCGCCAUCCUUGAACGGAGGGUUGGCGGAGGGACUCUUCGUUGCUAUAGGACAGUGCGCAAGUGACCCAUCUGUCACUGUUCCGAGUAGCUUCUCUGACCGUUGUGCCUCCAUGCUGUGUGCAGAAUAUGGAGAACACAUCGGGCCAGACUAUGCCGGCUGA